AUGGGCAUGUUCAGGCCAGGUCGGGCAAGGUCCCUGCUCCUUGCCAUGAUGGCCAUGAUUUUGGUAUGCACGGUCUACCUCUACUGGUCCCCGAUCACCGCGUCAUCCACCGUCUCCGUUGUUCCGAGCACGGCGUUCGAAGUACCUCUAUCAGAACGACAGAAGGAUUUCUGGAAAGCCUUCCACCCCUUAUUGGAGCGUCAUAAUCCCAAUUGCCCAUCUCCGCAGAAAUUGGAUGAUGCGGGGGCCGGCCAUUUCGACCCCACGAAAGAAAGCCUGCGGCAGGACAUUACAACUUUGGCGGAGCAGGACCAAAAGGCAAUGGAGGCGGCCCAUGCUGGCUUCGUUGAAGAUAUAAAGGCGGCCGGAAAGGCCUUGGAACCUGUUCAUACCACUGGAAAGCGAGGUUUAGUCUCGACGGCGGGCUCAACGUAUCUACCUGUGUUUGUCUCAUCAUUACGGAUGCUCCGUCGGACUGGAUCCACAUUACCAGUGGAAGUAUACAUGAAGGAUGCAGGUGAAUACGAAAAGCGCAUAUGUAAUGACGUGCUGCCUGCUCUGAAUGCACGGUGUUUGGUCCUGGGUGAUGUAGUAGGAAAGGAUAUCAUUGAGCAUUAUCAGCUCAAGAUCUUUGCAGUACUCUUUUCUUCCUUCGAAGAAAUUGUCUGGAUGGAUGCGGACUGCUUUCCUCUGGGAAAACCUGAAGAUUUACUGGACUCGGAGCCAUUUAUCUCGUCUGGAUUGGUAACCUGGCCAGAUUUCUGGAAGUCCUCCGCAUCGCCUCUGUACUACAAGAUCUCCCGCCAAGAGGCACCGCCCAUCACAGCCCGUCAAUCUUCGGAGACGGGUGUGUUCUUGGUGUCGAAGAAGACUCACUUCCUGCCCCUUCUCCUUGCGGCCUACUAUAAUUAUUAUGGCCCGUCCCACUACUUCAGGCUGUUGUCUCAGGGCGGACCGGGUGAAGGUGAUAAAGAGACAUUUCUCCAAGCGGCUACGGCAAUGGGGGCACCAUUCUAUGCCGUGAGUGAGCGAGUACAGGCCAUUGGUCACCAACUUGGUGAAAAGCUAGCAGGCUCAGCCAUGGCCCAAUCAGACCCUCGAGAAGACUAUGCACUCACCUCGCAAGACAAAUGGCGAACCAAGGAUCCCAAUGUUGCACCACCGCCACAUGUGUUCUUUAUCCAUGCAAAUUAUCCCAAGUUCAACCCAGGCGACAAUGUCUUUGGCACAGGCUGGGAAACAACUCCCACCUUGAAGGAGGAUGGCUCAGAUGGCCGUGCCUGGACAGCUCCUCUCGACACAAUCCAGCGAUUUGGGUAUGAUAUUGAGAAGACUUAUUGGGAAGAGAUCAAGUUUGUUACAUGUCGUUAUGAAAAUCUCUUUAAAUCGUGGGAACAUAAAGCCGGUCUUUGUCAGAAGGUGGAAGACUACUGGACUCACGUCUUCGCUGAGCCACAUGAUGACGACCCAAAGUUCAGCCUAGAUGGUUGA
Penicillium verhagenii is the source of this 1491-nucleotide messenger RNA. RefSeq names its product alpha-mannosyltransferase. The coding region runs from base 1 to 1491 and encodes 496 amino acids. The transcript has a single exon. Gene Ontology annotation, cellular component: Golgi apparatus. Gene Ontology annotation, molecular function: alpha-1,2-mannosyltransferase activity. Lineage: Eukaryota; Fungi; Ascomycota; Eurotiomycetes; Eurotiales; Aspergillaceae. The record is from RefSeq and is a predicted model, not a curated record. Gene Ontology annotation, biological process: mannan biosynthetic process.